Messenger RNA from Papilio machaon (common yellow swallowtail), 3299 nucleotides. RefSeq names its product translation initiation factor IF-2-like. Gene Ontology annotation, molecular function: transcription coregulator activity. Bases 105 to 2060 code for a protein of 651 amino acids. The transcript is spliced from 10 exons. Lineage: Eukaryota; Metazoa; Arthropoda; Insecta; Lepidoptera; Papilionidae. Gene Ontology annotation, biological process: positive regulation of gene expression; regulation of transcription by RNA polymerase II. The record is from RefSeq and is a predicted model, not a curated record. Gene Ontology annotation, cellular component: nucleus; core mediator complex; mediator complex.
AUUCGGCUAAAAUGCCCUGGCACGGGCAUACGUAGUCGUCGGUCCGCCAUUACGACGCAGCCGAGACACGUUCGUCGUAUUUAGUUAAAUAUUUUCGUUUAUAAAUGAGUAAUAACGCUCAUGAUCUAAGUAAUCGACUUCUGAAUGCGUUGGAUAACAAUUACAAUGUGGUCGACAUGCACGCUGUCAACGAAAUUAUAUCCAUUUUGGAGAAAAUCAAUAUUACAAAAGAGUUGUUGGAGACCACCCGACUGGGUAAACAUGUCAACGAGCUGAGGCGGAAGACUACUGACCAGACGUUGGCGCGGCGUGCCAAGGUACUGGUGAAGAGAUGGCGCGACCUCGUCAUACCAGCUGUAUCUUCGCCCGCACACACCGGUUCAAACCGGUCGUCAGCGGAGCGUCAGAUGCGACGUCUGGGUGGCACUCCCCUCACCUCACCCGCUCUCACACGGAAUGUGGUGAGUCCUGCAGUGCCCAGUCCGCGCACUCAGGCUCGACCCGCAUGGGGUGGGUACGAGUCUGACUCUCAGGACGUGAUCCUGGUGGAUGACGAGCCCCCCACCGCGCUGCCACCCCCGCCCAUAGCGCCCCUCGCACCCCUCGCACCCUUCGCCACACAGAAACCACUCACGCCCACGCUUACGAUUACGCCCACGCCUCCAAUCAAGAGGCAACCGUCCCCCGAGCCUCUGCACGAUGACAAAAAGGCGAAGAGGGAUAAAAAGCCUAAGAAAAGAAGGGGCCACAGCCGCGCGGGGUCGGGCACGGAGGCGGGGGGCGUGGGGGAGGGCGAUGCCGGUGUGGAGGGGGGCGGGGUGUGGGGGGCGCGCAAUGGCUCCGCCCACCACGAUCGUCGCCGCAACGGCUGCCGGCGUGACGCUCUCGAUGCCUACUCCGCCCUCGUCAACCGCAUGCCGCCCGCCGGCGCUAAGAAGGUGAAGACGACGAAGGAGCUGCUGGAGCAGAUCCAAUCGCGCGGCAGCAAGCCCGCCUCGCGUCCCGCCUCUCCCUCCUCGCCCGCCUCGCCCGCCUCGCCCGACGUCAUGCUCAUAGAGCCCGACUCGUUCACCAAAGCGGCCUCGCCUCUGCGCAACGGCAGCAGCGAGCCUGGCCGUGGCGCCCCGCCCCCCGCCCGCCCCGCCAGCCCCCUGCCCCCGCGCUCCCCGCUAGACGAGGAGCUGGCGGCGGAGCGCGAGACGUGCACGUGCGAGGAGGAGGCGCAGGAGACGUGCCCCGCGGCCUCGCGUCGCCGCACCGCGCCGCUGCACGUGCUGGCGCUGCACAACGCGCUGCUGCCCGGCGUCAAUGGCACGCGCGCGCCGCUGCACCCGCACCAGUUCGCCGUGCGCAAGCUCGCCGACCACGAGCGGCCCGGACUCUUCACCAGUGUCGUGCCCCUCUACAAGUAUUCCGACUACGCUGACGAUUAUUGCGUUAAGAAUUUAUCGCGAGUGACUCUGUGCAAACAUAUACCGGUCCACGAGUUCGCGCCCCCGCCCCCCGACAUCCCCGCGCCCCCGUCUCCGCCCUCGCCCCGACCCUACCCCGUGGACGAGGAGACCGAGGCGCCGGAGAUCGAAAACGAGCCCGAGUGCGUCAAGACUGAAGUGAUGGAAUACGAGUGCCCCGAGGUGCAGCCGGAGAUGGUGAGCGUGCCCAGCCUCGAGCCCAGCGAGCGGCUGAAGGCGCCCCUGCUGUCGGUCGAGGACGAGCGGCAGUUCGGCGCCGAGCCGGUCGUCAAGAUGGAGGUAGAGGAGCAAUUUGUGAGCGAACCCCAGGAGCAUAGGACGGUUGAGCGGACGAAAGAGGAGCUCGACGGCAAGGGGUUGUACGCGUUGUGCCAGCGCGCGAUGGACGCGAUCCCGUACUCGUACGCGCAAGCGGCGAGCGCGCCCGUGCUGUCGCUGUCGGCCGUGGAGCAGGGUGCGACGCUGGAGGAGGUGGACUCGUGCCCCGACGAGCUGGGCCGGCCGCAACGCGCGCCGCGCUUCGCCGAGUGGCACGAGUGCGCGCGCCUCGGCGACCUCAUCGCGCUGCCCUACGUCGUGAUAGACUGAGCCCGGCCCCCGGCCUGCGCCGCGCCACGUGCCAAACACCCCCCGGGCCGCGGCCGCUCGACCAAAGCUUCCGUUGUCUCGCUGUGUUCCAAGUGUCCUUACGUUAGUUUUAAGGGUAACCGAUGUAUAUAGAAGUGUUGGUUAGUCCGUGUGAGCGCUCGAAUAUGUACAUACAGUUUAAGUUAGUGAAUGUAGUUAGGAAUGAAAUGUGCGGGGACGUCGAUACGGUGUCCGGUUCGCGCCGAUGUGUUUUUAGUCACGUAUUUAUUUUUUAAUCGUUUAUAAACGGAGGCGUCGUUCUCUCAGUCGUUGUGAUACUGCGCAGUGCUCACCGCGCCGCUCUAUACAUUCUCUCAGCUGCGCUCCACACUUAUCGUAAUAUAACGAAAGACAAAAAUAUCUCUAGACUGUUGCAUAUUGAUUUAUCUUGUUACCGAAUGUGAUUUAUGAAGAGAAAUUAGGUAAUUAAUAAUAAUAGGAGUUCCAAUUGUAUAUUAUACAUAUAUAUUAUUGCUAUAUCAUUGAGUCGAGUGUUGGAUGAACUGAUUUGUCAUUAUAUUUAAAUUGUAACUGUUCUAUGACCAUUGUACAACUGACUGUUUCAAAAUAUAUCUACCUUAAGUGCUCUAAUCAAAGAAAAAAGGGUAAAUUUAAUAUAAUGCCUACAUAUGGGCUACUAAAGUUAUUACCUGCUUCAUAUUGCAAUAAAAUUUCCGUACAAGCGCACGGCUGGCAACAAAACAUUUAACCUGUGAUGUGUCAAAUAAUUUAGAAACAUUUAAACCCAUAUAUUUUCCUACAAAAACUACAAUUGAACAUUUUUAGUUAUUAUUUUCGAAGAACUGUGAUAAUUUUUGAACGUAGACAGAAAAUACGAUAUAUUAUGCAUUUAGUUAGUUGCCAGCCCUGCGUUACGUCAAAUCUGUCAAAUGUCAAACUUUUUUUUUUUAAUUUGUUCAGCGGGCAAAGUUUCAUGUACCUUUGGGUCUGUGCUCCGAGCUUAAGGGUAAUUUUAUAUAGCGUGUAGCGCAGCGCCAAUUUUAUGAGUUUUUUUGUUACAUGAGUACAAUGUUUUGUUACAAGUGUGCGUACACAGAGUCAAAGUUUAAUGGAUUCAUUGAUAUUUAAAAAUUUACACAAGGAUAAAUGUUUAAACGUAUAAAGGCUGAGGUUUCUCUGCCAUUUUUUUAAUACAAAUGAGAAAUGACAAAUGUUUUUGUACAAAUCUAUUAGCCGAUG